Molecule: messenger RNA, 2913 nt
Organism: Oreochromis aureus
Lineage: Eukaryota; Metazoa; Chordata; Actinopteri; Cichliformes; Cichlidae
Product: 4-galactosyl-N-acetylglucosaminide 3-alpha-L-fucosyltransferase 9-like
Exons: 2
Coding region: 160-1242 (360 amino acids)
Cellular component (GO): membrane
Molecular function (GO): alpha-(1->3)-fucosyltransferase activity
Source: RefSeq, a predicted model, not a curated record
GAUCAAACUUUGUUCAGGAUCAUUAUUAUUCAACCUAACUCCAACCUCUAAUUUGUUUUCCUAUGAGCGCUAAAUCACCAAGGUGGUCGAUCCAAACUCCACAUUCCCACAACCUUUACCCUUGCUUGGAUUUCAACAUUCAGUCCACCAGGACAUAAUAUGGCAUCUGCAACUUUUUACAGAGUCCUGCAAUUCCUUCUGCUUGGUACUUUUAUACUGGGAUGCUUUGUGACUCUGUUUUUGAUGUAUUUUAAACCAUCUACAAGCUGGUUAUCAGGUCCUGUAGAGUCAACAGUAUCCACAGACCGGGUCAAGAACCUCUUCUCCACCAAGCGCAAUAAAAACGUGACCACUGUACUGAUCUGGCUCUGGCCCUUCGGACAAACGUACGACCUGAGCGUCUGCAGCUCUCUCUUUAACAUUGAUGGCUGCUUCAUCACAGCAGACAGGAACUUCUACAAUAAGUCUGAUGGGGUCGUCAUCCAUCACCGGGACAUCAGCACUGAUCUGUCCAAUCUGCCGCCGCUCAAGCGACCAUCGUUCCAGAAGUGGAUAUGGAUGAACUUAGAGUCGCCGUCACAUUCGUCCCAGCUGCCUGGGAUAGAAAACCUGUUUAAUCUGACUCUCAAUUACCGUCAGGAUGCUGACAUUGAAGUGCCUUAUGGGUCCAUCGUAGCAGCAGAAGGGGAAGAGGAUUUUGUACCACCCAGCAAAAACAAGCUGAUCUGCUGGAUGGUGAGCAACUGGAACCAGGAUCACGUGCGCGUGAAAUAUUACAAUGAACUCUACAAACACAUUGAGGUUCAUGCAUAUGGACAGGCCUUCGGGAAAUACAUCUCUGACCAAGACUACUUCCCCACCAUCGCCAGCUGCAAGUUCUAUCUGGCGUUUGAGAACUCCAUCCACAAAGAUUACAUUACUGAGAAACUGUACAACCCGCUCAAUGUGGGGACAGUGCCAGUGGUUUUUGGCCCACCCAGGAAGAAUUACGAGAACUUUAUCCGACGAGACUCCUUCAUUCAUGUUGACGACUUCAGCUCGCCCAAGGAAUUGGCAGAUUACCUGCUGCUCCUGGACAAAAAUGAGGAAAUGUACCUCAGGUACUUUGAGUGGCGGCGACACUUUAAAGUAAAGAAGGCCUAUUUUUGGGCAGAGCACACAUGCCUGGCUUGUGAUUACUUGCGAAGGCACAAGGAAUACAAGGCAUUCAAUAACCUUGAUAAGUGGUACUGGGGCGGUUAGAGAUUUGAAGGUCAAUGUGACUCUUGUUAUAUUGUUGAAAGCAGUGCUAGUGUGUACGAGUGAUGAAUUCUCCUAUGUAUUGUUUACAAAAGUCCAAUCUGAAAGGAGUUUAACAGAGUCAUGUACUUAUUGUGUCUUUUUGAAAUUAUGUAGUUUUCAAUGCUAAUCAAACUGUUACUUAUCUUCACACACUUACACGAAUGCUGCAUUCCAGAUUUCUCGGAACUCAGAUGUCGAAAUCAGGAGUGACUUCACUCCCAAGUUAGUGUGUACAAAAAACAGCAUUUGUUUAUGUCCAUAGCAAGGUAGAGUCACUCAGGUAUCACAGGCAAUACACCACAAUAAUUGCUUUUUGUGCUUAAAAACACAUUCAUGGCUUAUUUAGUAAGUCACAAAUACACAAUAGUAGCAGGACAGAUUACAAUUUUACUACUGUGUACAUUUAAUGCCGCCGUCAUGGACCCUUAGUUUUGGUCUAUAUGGGCUGCUCCAACUUUCUAAGAGGGAAAUCCCACUUGAAGAGAUGCUCCAGAUUCAAAUUCCGACUGGGAACUCUGAAAUUCGGAUUUCCAACUUCUCCAGGCACGCACCAUCAGACAGAUGGUCAUUAUGUAUUUGUAGAUUUGAAUUGGAGAUCUUUACCCUGGUGGUAUCCGACAGAAGGUGUCACUGUUAUGUGAGAGGGAGGUUGCUGAUUAAUAUUGCUGUGAAUUGUUUAUCGUCUCUUGUAUUUUUGUCCCAGUGUUUUGGAUACCAUGUGGAUGAUGGUAGCACAGCACAGAGCCAUUGUACUGCAAUAUGAAACUCCCACACAAAUCUGUCAUUUCUGACUGACUGCAUUAAGCAGAAAGAGCACUUAAUGAGCACAUAGUAUAUCCAUUUGAUUAGGCUAUUUAUUUGAGCGAUGCACUCUCAUCACACUUUAUGACUUCAGAUAUAUAGACUGAUAUUGUUUCAUGGUUUCGGGCAGACUUUGACAUAUGGGUAAAGUAAGUAUUAACUAAGAUCUAAUGAAAUUGGCUCCCAUGUGAAGAAAAAAGUGAAAGAUGUGAUCUGUUUUCAUGCUUGCUGCAAGGUUAUCUAAGUUUUUGUAUAAUCAUCAUACCACAGUGUUGUUUGGGGAGUAAGUGUCUGCAUAUGGAAAAUGUGAUUCUCGAUUUUCUUUUUUUUCUUUUUUUAAAUAUAGCGCUACACUUCAUCCUUGAUGUGUCCACUGAUGCAAAAUAGGAUAAAACCAGUUAUUUUCUUAUGGAGUAUGGUUCCAAAUGUCAUAGUGGACCCUGCAUUUAAACAAUGUAGUGAACUGAAACAGGAAUUGUUUUUUUUUAUCUGUUUUUUGGGUGUCUUCUGUCUCCUUCAUGUUCUCUCUCUUUGCUUUUCUUUUUCUUUUUUUAUUCCACAAAAACAAAGAAAAGGAGCUUUGGCUUGUCUGUCCUCCUGUUUAAAUUUGUUUGUGGAUCGCUGCUGCACCGGAGAGUAAUUCUCUAGAUGCUAUAUGACCUGGUUUCCCUAAGAAAACGCUGUAGUGUUAGGGGUUAGGUGGGAUGUUGUUUCUCCAGAAGGUACCAUUUGAGGCCAGUUCACUGAAAUAAUCCGUUAGUAGUCCAUUUUUUUUUUGCCAUCGUUGUAUUUUGCCAGCUGCUGUGUUUUACUGUAUAUGUCUGAUAGUGU